UCAAUGACGCAGGGAUGGUCGACUAUCGAGAGCGACCCCGCGGUGUUCACGUCGCUUGCAAGAGACUUCGGGAUACGAGGAACCCAGGUGGAGGAGAUUGUGACUAUGGAAGAUGCUGAGUUUUCAAACUUGGCUCCGAUCUAUGGUUUGAUCUUCUUGUUCAAGUGGACGCAAGACAUGGCGUCGACGCAUCGUGCGAGCUCGACUUGCGUUCAAAACCACAACCUCUACUUCGCCAAGCAAGUCAUCCACAACGCCUGCGGCACGCAAGCCCUGCUCAACAUCAUGAUGAACGCGGAGGGCAUUAACCUGGGCAAGGAGCUGACGGAGUUCAAGACCUUCACGGCUGACUUCCCUCCUGACCUCAAGGGCGAGGCGAUGAGCAACAGUGAGAUGAUGAGAAGCUGCCACAACAGCUUCGCCAGACCCGAACCGUUUGAAAUGGAAGAGGACAAGUCAAGGAAAGACGGAGACGCCUAUCACUUCACAGCUUACAUGCCCAUCGGUGGCAAACUCUGGGAGCUGGAUGGUCUGCAAGAGGGACCGAUCUUGUUGGGAGAUUGCACAGAUACUUCUCAGUGGUGGAAACAGGUGCGGCCCAUCCUGCAGGAUAGGAUCGAGAAAUAUUCCUCCAACGAGAUCCGCUUUAAUCUUUUGGCUGUCUGCGCCAACAAGAAGGACAUGUACAUGCAAGAGCUAUGCAAGCUGCAGACGGACUCUCAGCUCAUCAGUGCGGCGCUCCUCUCUCACGGAGAGGAGGUGGAAGACAUGAUGGAGGACGUCGACACGGAGGGCUAUGAUAGCAAGGAGGCGCCAGUCGACGUGACGGACAAGAGUGUCGAGCAGCUGAAGAGCAUGCUGAACCGCUUCAAGUAUCGCGCGUCAGAGCUGCGUCAGCUCCUGGACAUGGAGGAUGAGAAAUUUCAACGAUACGCGAGAGAGAAUGCUCGUCGCCGACAUAACUUCAUUCCUUUUAUCAUGAACUUGCUUCAGGGUCUUGCAGAGAAGCAGAAGCUUGGUCCUCUCAUCGAGUCCGCGGAGCGAAAAGCGGAAGCUCGCAAGGCAGCAGCCAAGAGUUCUUCCAAGUCAUGAGACGUGCGCGUGUGAUGCGACCGUCUUCGUCUUCACCCUCAACGAGCUCGUGCUGCUGCAGUGAGGCAUUUUUGUUGCACUGGCAUCAAAUGAACGCGUCAAUUCGUUG
Guillardia theta CCMP2712 is the source of this 1201-nucleotide messenger RNA. RefSeq lists its product as hypothetical. Gene Ontology annotation, cellular component: cytoplasm. Gene Ontology annotation, molecular function: cysteine-type deubiquitinase activity. Gene Ontology annotation, biological process: protein deubiquitination; ubiquitin-dependent protein catabolic process. NCBI's taxonomy places the organism in Eukaryota, Cryptophyceae, Pyrenomonadales, Geminigeraceae. The record is from RefSeq and is a predicted model, not a curated record. Bases 4 to 1092 code for a protein of 362 amino acids. The transcript is spliced from 9 exons.